AUGACCUUCAGAACCGAAGGAAGAAGCCGCGAACUCGUUGCGCUGCAUGCAUUAUAUUCUUUGGUGGGCCAGUCCACGGUUAAAGAACAGGUCAUCAUGGCGGAGAAGCGAAAGCUCCUUGCCGAGAUUGAUAAAUGUUUCAAAAAGAUCGACGAAGGUGUAGAACUGUUCGAAGAGACUAUGGUGAAAAUGCACGAAGCAAAUAGUGAUAACCAACGGGAAAAGUACCAGGAUGACUUGAAAAAAGAGAUUAAAAAACUGCAGCGGUUGAGAGAUCAAGUGAAAGGAUGGCAAAACUGCUCGGAGAUUAAGGAUAAAGACAAAUUGACCCAUUAUCGCAAGAUUAUCGAGCAAAGAAUGGAGCAGUUCAAGGAUAUUGAACGAGAGAACAAGACAAAACCCCAUAGCAAACAGGGCUUGAGCGCUGAAGAAAAGUUGGAUCCGCGAGAGAAGGAAAAGGUUGAUACGAUCGAAUGGUUGCAGUUUUCAAGUCAUCAGUUGUUGCAGGAUGACUUGAAAAAAGAGAUUAAAAAACUGCAGCGGUUGAGAGAUCAAGUGAAAGGAUGGCAAAACUGCUCGGAGAUUAAGGAUAAAGACAAAUUGACCCAUUAUCGCAAGAUUAUCGAGCAAAGAAUGGAGCAGUUCAAGGAUAUUGAACGAGAGAACAAGACAAAACCCCAUAGCAAACAGGGCUUGAGCGCUGAAGAAAAGUUGGAUCCGCGAGAGAAGGAAAAGGUUGAUACGAUCGAAUGGUUGCAGAGUCAAAUACGAGAACUUAGUGAUGAGGCUGAUCGCACCGAAUCUCAAAUUGAAUCCUUGUCAACUUUGGACGCUGGAAAGCGGCGAGGAAAAAAAGAGGACGGAAAGAAGGGAGAAAAGGAGAAGCGCAUGGAGGAGCUGAAGCGGCAUCUUGAUAGGAUGAAGUUCCACAUUGGGAAACUUGAGGUUUGCAUGCGAAUGGUGAACAAUGAGUCUCUGGAGUCAAAGCGUGUCAUGGAAGUUCUAAAAGAUCCAUUGGAAAUGUAUAUUGAAGCACUCGAUCCGGAUUACGAAGGAGAUGCCGACGAGUUAGAUAACCUUGAUCCAGAAGAUGCCUACGAGGAAUUAGAUUUGGGUGCACUUAGUGCUCAAAUUGGAGGCAUUCAAAUCGGUCCGCUGGAUGAAGAGAAGGAGAACGGUCAUGACAAUGGAUCAACUCACGAUAGCUCUGGCGGCGAUGAUGGGGUUUCCCGAAGUGGUGGCUCGCGACAUGGAAGUCAAGACACACCGGCUAGUCCUGCCCCACGUAGGACGGUAGCUGCAGCUUCUGUACCAGUCACUCCCGCAAAGUUAGCGAAAGAUGGAUCGAUCGAAACUGGACAGUUGACCUCAUUAAGCGGUGUUAAUCAAGCUACGCCGCCUCCACCGCCUCCUGGCAUUCCGUAUAAUAGUGUGGCCGCAGGACGCAUAGCUGCUUCAUCCUCGGCCACAAACGCUAGUGUUUCAACAAUUUCGCCAACUGGCAAUCCGAACGCAGUCAACGCAAAGACCACCGUCAUCACCUCAAGACCCGGAACAAAUAGUGCUGGUGGCGUCCAGUUAGUUCAACUAGUCACGUCUACAUCUACUCAGCAAAAUUCAACAAGUGCUCAGGAUGAUGAUGCUAGCUCCACUAUUUCAAGUCAGAACGAGGGCGGUGUCAUAUCAUCGACCGCGACUACGCUGAAUACGCAGGAUGAUUCACUUGCAUCAACGGCUACACAUUCCACAACCGCGAAUGGCACAUCACCAGAGAAUCCAUCGCUGAGUACUCCAACUGCGACAGCCGCACAGCAUUUCGCAUUCACCAACGAACUAUACGCGACCAAUGAGGCAUCUGCUGCAUUGAGUGCUGAUGGUAGUACGGCGUCCGCCAUGGCAGAUGUUGUGGAGGGUACGACGCAAAGAACUGUGAGCGAGUCUGGAGGCGGCCGCCGUUCUGGUGAUGUGGCGCUUGAUGCUGCCGAUGAUCCUCUACGGGUAUUGCGUUUAUCACAGCAAAAUCAACAGCCUGCCAAUACUGAACCGCAACGGGCACACAUUCCAGCAUGGCUAGGUGCAUCUCCAUUAGGUCGUAUACCGACUACAAAUGAGAUGGAUAUGCAAUUAGCCGCCUUGGAAGCAUCUCUUGCACGCACUCCUCUGCCUAUGGAUAGCGAACGUCCUCGAACGUACUUGCCGAAAAUACCAUGUCCAUGCGCGUCUUAUUAUCCACAGGUAUCUGCACAAAACGUCGACACACUCGAGUACUACCUGAGGCUAAGUCCAGAAACCCUCUUCUUCAUUUUCUAUUAUAUGGAGGGAACGAGAGCACAAUUACUAGCCGCGAAGGCGUUGAAGAAGUUGUCUUGGCGUUUUCACACAAAGUAUCUCACGUGGUUUCAACGGCAUGAGGAACCGAAGCAAAUCACGGACGAUUUCGAGCAGGGAACCUAUGUGUAUUUUGAUUACGAGAAGUGGUCACAACGAAAAAAGGAAUCAUUCACAUUUGAAUAUCGGUACCUUGAAGACAAGGAUUUCGAGUGA
Ostertagia ostertagi is the source of this 2544-nucleotide messenger RNA. The record is from the annotation of a GenBank genome assembly. Lineage: Eukaryota; Metazoa; Nematoda; Chromadorea; Rhabditida; Trichostrongylidae.